Anneissia japonica is the source of this 2005-nucleotide messenger RNA. Its product is annotated as solute carrier family 46 member 3-like. Bases 318 to 1718 code for a protein of 466 amino acids. The record is from RefSeq and is a predicted model, not a curated record. The transcript is spliced from 7 exons. Gene Ontology annotation, cellular component: plasma membrane. Gene Ontology annotation, molecular function: transmembrane transporter activity. Lineage: Eukaryota; Metazoa; Echinodermata; Crinoidea; Comatulida; Comatulidae. Gene Ontology annotation, biological process: transmembrane transport.
AAUUAUUUUAGCUUCUUGCUUAUUUUUUGCAUACAAUGGUGUCACAUCGUGAGUGCUCCUAUUCAUCUGUUACGCCAACUGCUAUAAUAAUUUUGAUUUGAGAAGAAUUUUGUUUUAGGACACACAUGAAUAUAUUUUUGUUGCCUAUAUGAUUGAACAUUUAAUCCAAUAUAGAUGUGUUUUCUAUAUUAAUAUGUAUGAUAACGAGUGUAUGACGUAACUAUUGCGCCUAAAAAAUAUCAAAACGGUCCAAGUUCCCUGGACAUCGGCAAAGAACUGCAUGUGACGUGACUGUAAGGAAGACCUAGAUUCCAAACAUGGAUACAGCAAAGGAACAUACUUCAAAUGCGUGUAAAAGUGGGGGUCGUCGUCGGGUUACCAUAGAACCAGCGAUGCUGGUGGUUAUGAUCUGUAUUGGUCUUACUACACCCAUUACUGUUCAGUAUGUUAACCUCAGAGUCAAACAUAAGUACAAUAUGACGUCGGAGACAAGUAAGACAGAUUGCUUGAACUAUUCGAUUUACGAUACCAACGAUACGUCGAUUACAGAACAAAUUGAGCAUGAGGUUACGCUUUGGAGUCUAGCACUUAGUGCCGCUGGAGCGUUCCCGAUGUUAAUCUCGACGACAAUAUUUGCUACAAUGAGUGAUUCAAUCGGACGGAAGAUACCACUUUUAGUUUCUUGUAUCGGAAUGAUUGCUGACUGUCUCUCUUUUAUUUUUAUAGCCUACUUUUCUUUGCCUUUGAUAUAUCUGGUGUUAAGUCGUCUCCUUUGGAACUGUUGCGGUGGAUAUCAGUUGUUCUUUUCGGUGUGUGCCGCCUAUAUCGGUGACAUUGCCGUAAAGAGAAAACGUACUAUGAAGUUCAUCCUCUUACAGACGUUAGUAUACCUUGGAUCUGGAAUGGCUCAGGUUGGAACUGGUUACUGGGUACAGGCUACGGGAUUUAUCCCACCUUAUUGUCUUGCUGCAGUUCUCUUCAUAGUGGUCUUUCCAUACAUAGUUAUCCUAAUACCAGAGACAGUCACAAAUCAACUAUCUUGUUCCUCAGUCUUUCGGAGGUUUUUCUCUUCCUUAAAAAUGCUUUUCGUUUCAAACGAAUCCAACAGACGGGUAAAGCUUCUGUUAUUGCUUCUGUCACAUUUUUUGGCCUUUAGUACCAUUACGUACUACACACCUCUGAUAAUUUUGAAAGUUCUUGCAAAACCGUUCUGCUGGAGCUCAGUUCUGAUUGGCUAUUUCACCGCAGCGCAGCCGAUACUGAGUAGCAUUGGACUUCUACUCGGUGGUUAUCUUCUAUCCCGGUGUCUGGGUGACAAUGGAAUGAUUCAAGUUGGGCUACUCUCGGGCAUCCUCAUGAUGAUUUUCACGGGACUUUCUACAACUACCGUAACUUUGUUCGUUGUUGCAGCAGUCGGAACACUUCGCAGUAUUUCUAUAGCAGUACUUAUGUCCAGUCUUUCGAAGACUGUUGGCGAUGAAGAACAAGGUACAUUGUUUGCGUUUGUCGGUGCUUUGGAGGGCCUGGGGUUGUUCUUGGCACCGCUAACAUUUGGCAGUAUUUACAAAAUGACGUCUCAAACCUACGGGCCAACUGUGUUCUUUACAAUGGCUGGAGUAUUAUCAGUAGCUCUGGUGUUUGUUUGGAUUUUGAAAAUCAUGGAUUUAAACCUCCAAAACCUGUACAGUAGAAUAGCCAAUGACGAGCCACACACAUGACGUCGAUGCUACUAACACCAAUGCCAAUGAGGCGAUUGAAGACCGCACAUAGGCCAAAUAUAUCACAUCACUAUUUUCAGACUUAUUAUGUAGAACCCAUUCGUUACAAGAUUGGGUUGCUUGUGAUGUCUCGAUAUUAGCAUUUUUAAGAUAAUUCCCCAGCAUUAUAUAAUUAUUUAGCAUUUUAUUGUUUGGAGGUUUGCAUGGCGAAGAAAUAGCAUAUAUGUUGAAGCUUGAGGUACACCACGUAGGUAGUUCUGAACAGAACUGUUGUAGUUGAGAAAGUA